Messenger RNA from Papaver somniferum (opium poppy), 2113 nucleotides. Its product is annotated as protein PTST homolog 2, chloroplastic-like. Bases 254 to 1771 code for a protein of 505 amino acids. The record is from RefSeq and is a predicted model, not a curated record. The transcript has 8 exons. NCBI's taxonomy places the organism in Eukaryota, Viridiplantae, Streptophyta, Magnoliopsida, Ranunculales, Papaveraceae.
AUUCAUGGGUUUGCCAAUUCUUAUGUUUACCUCUACCUUGGAGUACAUGUUUAGAUUCCCUAACGGCUUAACAACCACUGUAUAAAUUUCCGUUUUUUGUUUACCCAAAUUUGUCUUGUUUUGUUCGUUACUUGAAGGUUCUUUUUCUUCUGUUCCAAACAUAGAAUCUUACAAAAUUUCCACUUCUCAUUUGCUCUUAAAAAUCUCGGUGAAAAAAAAAACUUCUGGUUUCGAAGAAGAAAAUGCAGAAAUAAUGUCUCCCCUAAUAAUAAGAACUAAUUUCAGUACAUCCUUCUUCUUCUCUCCCCAUUCUUUAACAAGAAAUCGACACUCUUUAUCUCUAAAUCUUGUUUUAAUGAAACCCAUUGGUUCGUUAGGGUUUGGAAAUACUCUUGUUUUGCUCAACAGAGGUAAUGGUGCUAACUCUAGGUCUGUUCUUUACAAGGUUAAGUGCAAGGGUUUGGAAAGAAACGAUGAUGAUGCGAAUUUAGAGAAAGAAAUUUUAGAAUUUAUGAGAAAUUCUAAGAAUCCUAAUGUGUUUCCUACUAAGAAAGAUUUGAUUGAAAGUGGGAGAAAUGAUUUAGUUGAAGCUAUUGAAAAACAAAGGGGUUGGCUUUCUUUAGGUUGGGAUUUGGAUAAUCAAGAAAAUGAAGAAGUUUCAAUACAAGAUAAUGAAGAAGAUUUUAGUGAUGGGGUUUUGGAAAAUGAUUGUAGAAUAUUUCAACAAAGAUUCGAUAGAGGUGAAGAGAAUGAUUCUUUGAGUGGGAUUGAUGAAGUUGGUACUUCUGGAAGAGCAAUGCAAAUGGAAGUAGAGAAUGAGUCUGGGAUUGAAGGUAUUUUGAGUAGAUUGGAUAGAGAACGGGUUUUGGCUUAUGGGAUUGGUACUGGUCAUGUCAAGAACAAUGGCCGCAAACAAAGCAUCUCAAAUGGUUCUGGUCAUGAUAGAGAAAGCAGAUCAACGCCACUGAACUCUUCGAAUGGCAUACUUGAUGACUCCAAGGGCACAGAUUCUCGGAGAGGGUCCUUCACCGAUCAUGAUAGCAUGCACACCUCACUUCAAUCAGACAUGAGAGCCUGGGGUGCACAAACAAGGGGUCUUUCAGAAAUUGAAGCGGAAGCUGCUGAAGGCAGAGAACAUUUUCCUAGUGAUGAUGUUAUGGUAACGAGAAACAUAAGGACCACAGACUACGGAAGUAAAGAUUUGGAUGAAAAGCAGAUCCGUUCUCAUCUUCAGCACCUUGAGUUAGAGCUUUCUUCUGCACUGAGCGUACUAAGUUCAAGAACUGAACUAGCUGAUAUAGUUUCACUUGAGGGUAGCAGGACAUUGCCAGAAGAGACGCAUGAGCUUUCCGAUGCCUGGGAGUUUCAAGAGACAGAAAUCAUGAGGGCCCGAGAUAAACUGCGGUCAACACGUGCAAAACUGGCGCUUUUAGAGGGAAGGAUGAGUCUGGCAAUCAUUGAAGCACGUAAGAUUGUGGAGGUGAAACAGAAAAAGAUUGAUGAGGCGCGGAAGGCUCUUUUCCAUCUCAGGUCUGCCUGCAUAGUUUGGCCUAGUUCAGGUUCGGAGGUUCUUUUGACUGGGUCAUUUGAUGGAUGGAGUAGCAAGAGAAAGAUGGAAAAGUCGACUUCGGGUAUCUUCUCUUUGUCCCUAAAGCUGUAUCCUGGUCGUUAUGAGUUCAAGUUUAUUGUUGACGGUGAGUGGAAGACUGAUCCAUUGCGACCCAUUGUAAACAGUAACGGCCAUGAGAAUAAUCUCCUAAUCAUCUCUUGAAGGCACAUGUAUACAUACGUUAACUAAGAGGAAUACAAGAGUAAUUUCAUCAUCAAUCACCACUAACCAGAAGAUGAAGCAGAUUAUAAAUGGGAGUAUCAGUCUUUAGACUCUCUACAUCUCACAGUCGGACACAGUGAGUACUUGUUAUCCAAAAUUCAUUUUUGUAAAAACAUCAAUACGUAAAGCUAUUUUUUUUAGCACGACAAAUUCCGGUUAUGGAUUGUCGAUCGAGUAGUAACUUCAUUGUACAUGGCGAAUUGACGCAAGAAUAACCUCUUGUUAAUUGCUUGUAAAAACACAAUGAAUUACUACUACCUGUAUAAAUUCACUUGUUCUCCA